CUUGUACUCCGUACUUGGGUACGAUAAGGUAAGCGGGUACGGAGCAAGUUAAGGAGAAUACGAGGACCUAGAUACCCAGGUCUCGGUAUAAGAACAUUAGGCUUCCCACUACCUCAGAGGCUUUCCAUUAGGGGCCCGUAAGAUCUCAAUCAAGUCUUCGAUUGAGACUCAAAGUACUUAUUCCCAUGUUUCCGCCCUUUGGAAAAGCCAGAAAUAGAAGCCUUCUCGUCAACACUUGCAUCUAGUGAUUUACUCGCAAUCAGAAAAGCUUCCGGCAAUCAUGUCGGUUUUGAGGCCACCAAGGGAGGGUCUGACACUUGAAUAUCUGUUCAGACCAUUUGGCAUUCUACUGCACCCAGUCAUCUCAGCGAGCCUUUUGUUCGCAAGUCUCAAGAGGCCUGAUGCGACAAAACAAUUUGUGUACGCGAUCACGAAAAGAGAUAUUUCCCUUGAUUCGAUCAAGACUGUUCUCAAAAUUCUUUUAACCACAGUCACCGUCUUCAAGCUGAACAAAUCCCUCAGUCGCCUGGCCCUCAACAACUUUGUGAAUGAUCGAUCGUGGGAUUGGCAAAGAGAAAUUGUUGUUUGCACAGGUGGUGCCAGUGGAAUUGGAAAGCAUGUUGUGGAUGAGCUUGCAAAAAGAGGCAUUCAAGUCGUGAUUCUCGAUAUCAACCCUCCGGAGACACAGCUCCCCCAAAAUGUGUCUUACUACAAGGUUGACCUUACCUCGAAGAAAGACAUUCAAGAGGUGUCAUCAAGAGUACGCCAAGAGAUAGGACACCCUUCUGUUCUGAUCAACAAUGCUGGCAUAGGGAGCGGAGCAACAAUCCUAAACGAAACCGACGAAGAGGUUCAGAGGACAUUCGACGUGAAUAUCCUGGCUCACUUCAAACUGAUCAAGGAAUUCCUCCCUGAUAUGAUUCAACACAACCAUGGCCAUAUUGUCACCAUUGCCAGCAUGGCAAGUUUCGUGUCUGUCGCCAACAAUGUCAGUUAUAGCGCGACCAAAGCAGGUGCCCUCGCGUUGCAUGAGGGUCUUGGGAAUGAAUUGAGGGCUAGAUAUGGAGCCAACAAAGUACGAACGACCAUUGUUCAUCCCAUCUGGGUCAGGACGCCGCUUACAGACCCUUUGACAACCCGAAAGGAAUGGAAAGAAUUCACCUUGGAGCCCGAAACAGUGGCAGAAGCUAUAGUAGCACAACUACUCAAGGGUGAGAGCGGGCAGCUAAUAUUACCAUCUCGGUUUGGCUUUGCUGGAGGAAUUCGAGGCUGGCCUAGCUGGCUACAGGAGGUGAUUCGUGGGCAAGAUGCCAUCCCGGAUCUACCCAGACCAAGUCAAUAAUGAUUUUAGGGAUCGAUUUGGAACCAAAUAUAUUGCAAAUUUUCG
This is a messenger RNA of Exophiala oligosperma, 1387 nucleotides long. RefSeq lists its product as uncharacterized. Gene Ontology annotation, molecular function: oxidoreductase activity, acting on the CH-OH group of donors, NAD or NADP as acceptor. The record is from RefSeq and is a predicted model, not a curated record. The transcript has 2 exons. Bases 281 to 1342 code for a protein of 353 amino acids. Lineage: Eukaryota; Fungi; Ascomycota; Eurotiomycetes; Chaetothyriales; Herpotrichiellaceae.